UAUCUCUCGCGGUCAUCUUCUCUACGUACUCUGCACUCUUCUCAUGCAAUUCUUUUGAGUUCUAUGCUACCAAUGAUGACAUUUCAGCAGUUUGUGAAGAUACAACUCUUUUGCCUACACCUUCGUCUUCAUAUCCUGACACUGAAGAUGAUGAUGUUAGUCCAGAGUUUGAAUUACGUUUGAUAGUGUUCAUAUCUGUGCUCUUAAUUUUAGACAAGGUCCCCAUCGUCAAGUGACAUGUGAUAUAAUUGCAGAAUUGAUUAAAAGUCGAUAUGUUGAUGCUUCAACAAAACCGUAUGCUCCAAAUGAUAUCAUCGUUGAUAUGAUUCAUACUUAUGGUAUUGUUUUGCCAUACAAAAAAAGCAUGGAAUGCAAAUAGAAAAGCUCAACAAAAGUUGAUGGGUUCAAAUGAGGAAUCAUAUCAGUUGUUACCAUCCCUUGCUUAUGUUUUGAAAGAGAAGCAUCUUGGUUCAGUGAUCAACUUAGGUAUUGAUGCCAAUGAUCAUUUUGAGUCUUUUUUCAUGUCAUUGGAUGUGUGGAUUCAAGGCUGGAAUCAUUGUUUUCCUGUCCUUAUUAUUGAUGGAUCAUUUAUGAAAGCAUAUUAUAAAGGGACUCUACUAACCGCUUGUGCUCAAUAUGCUAACAAGCAGAUAUUUCCUCUAGCUUUUGGCGUUUGUGACAGCGAGCGAAAGACAACAUGGACUUGGUUUUUUAAGAAACUAAAGGAGUGACUCGCAUUCAGGAAUGAUGUAUACAUUGUUUCAGACCGUCAUGAGGGUAUUCUUCAUGCAGCAAAGACUGUUUCCACAUGUUAAACAUGGGCAUUGUGUGUUUCACUUGUUUGGAAAUAUUAGGUCAAAGUUCAAGGGUUGUACGAAAGGUCUUUCAUGGAAAUUUAACCAGGUUGCAAGAGCUGCCACUUUUGCUUAACUGGAGAGUUUCUUGGCGUUAUUAGAUGCUGAAGAUCCUCAUAUCAGUGACUAUUUUUAUGGAAUAGGUGUUCAAAGAUGGGCACAUUGUUACUCCACUUUCUCUCGGUACUCUAUAAUGACAUUCAAUAAUGCAGAGUCAAUUAAAUUAGUGGUCCGUGUUCCCCGUGAGUACCCCAUAGCAAAAUUGAUUGAUUUUUUUUUUUGCGUGAAAGGAUGCAAAAGUGGUUCGUUGAACGUCGUGAUGCAUCAGCAGCCAAUAAAAUAGUUCUUUCUAAGCACUUUGAGUCCCAUCUUCGUGCUUACCAUGCUGCAACAUCACUUACGACUGUUAAGCCGGCUACCCAGUUUGAGUUUGAGGAGGUGGACAUAACUUUCAAAAUCUUCAUUGUUGAUUUGAAGGCCAAAACAUGCUCAUGCAUGUUUUGAAUUUCAACUUGAGCAGUUCAUAUGUGUUCAUGGUGUCACUGUUAUGCGUCAUCGUCGCAGUUUAUCUUGUUAUGACUAUAUUUCAAAGUAUCACUUCAAAUAAUCUUGUAUUGCUGCUUAUAGUGGGGUGGUUCACUCUAUUGGUUCUCCUGUGGAUUGAGACAUUCUUGCUUCUAUAAAGUCUAAUAUAUGCAAGCCGCCUACAUGUCUCACCCGCCAACCUGGUAGACCUAAGAAGCGUAUACCUUCAACUGGAGAAUUUUCUUCCCGCCAACGGUGUUCAUAGUGUAAAAAGGGUGGACACAAUAAGAAGUCAUGCAGGAACCCAAUUUCAGUUUGUAGUCUUUACUUAAAAAAACUAGCAAUUGUCUUCACUUUCUCCUUGAAUAACUGUUGUAAGACAUUCAUUUUUCAGUUUUAUUCUUCUUUACUGUCAUGGUGUUUUGUCAUUAUCAACUUGGUGUUUUUGUUAGUUUUUUGACAAUUAUGUUGCUGUAAUGUUUGUUUUUCUA
Molecule: messenger RNA, 1870 nt
Organism: Cuscuta epithymum
Lineage: Eukaryota; Viridiplantae; Streptophyta; Magnoliopsida; Solanales; Convolvulaceae
Source: the annotation of a GenBank genome assembly